AUCCGGUUAUGUGACCGUUUUUGUAAAGUAUAAUUUUUGUGUACUUUCAUUUUCAUUUUAUGCAAAGGUAUACAUGAUGAAAACACCAAUUACUCUGGAAUUUAGUGGUGGAGCAGAAUUGUUGUUUGACAAAGUUAAAAAGCACAAUAUAGAACUUCCUGCCUCAGAGAAAAAAUGGACAAUAGGAAACUUGCUGCUGUAUAUUAAGGAUAAUCUAUUAAAAGAAAGACCAGAAUUAUUCAUGCAAGGAGAGACAGUAAGACCAGGUAUCUUGGUAUUAGUCAACGAUGCAGACUGGGAACUGAUGGGAGAACUUGAUUACGAGAUCCAACCGAAUGACCGUAUUGUUUUUAUUUCAACGUUGCAUGGAGGCUGAUGCUUGCAGUACUGAAAUAAUAGUCUUGAAAAAUCUAGAAGCUGACAGUUUCAGAUAUGCCUGGAAUCUUUUUUGUACAGAAAUCAAAAUCUUUUCACCUCUUGGUUUUUUGUUGACCAAACAGGAAGUACAAAAAAGAAACAUUGCGUUUUUAUAUGAAUGGUAUUGCCUAUCUUUUUUUUACAACUUUGAUAAUAAUAGUAAAAUGUCAUUCAUCCAUGCCUGCAAGAUUGAAUAAAUGAUAU
Molecule: messenger RNA, 621 nt
Organism: Magallana angulata
Lineage: Eukaryota; Metazoa; Mollusca; Bivalvia; Ostreida; Ostreidae
Product: ubiquitin-related modifier 1-like
Exons: 5
Coding region: 74-376 (100 amino acids)
Biological process (GO): tRNA thio-modification; protein urmylation
Cellular component (GO): nucleus; cytoplasm
Molecular function (GO): protein tag activity
Source: RefSeq, a predicted model, not a curated record